CUGCCUUUACCUUCUCUCCUGGCAGUGUUCACGUGGCGAUGCGGCGCCCCAAGGUAUGGAUCUUCCUGGCUUUCGCCCUCGCUGUGGUCGUAGCAGCGAAAGGUAGCGACGGUAGCGCCGAGGAGCAACCAGAAGAUGACUCGGAGGGCGCAGGCUGCGGUUGUUCUGCGGGACUCAGUCGAGACUCGCCUAGGGGUGGCGAGGUUAGCUCUGGCAGCAGUUCCUCCGCACGUGACGCCGCCACGGCAGCGCCAACGGCAGAAGAGGAAGAAGCACCAGACGGGGAGGCGUGCGAUCCCGAAACGGAAGCAGACGCGGCGGGGGAAGACGCGGCGGCAGGAAUCAUGGUGCUGGUCGAGGAAGGGGACUUUCGUUUUGGCACGGACAGGCCCUUCAUCAUUCCGGACGGAGAAGGCCCUGGGCGCCUCACUAGUCUCCCAAGCUUCUACAUCGACAGGUUCAUGGUGACGAACGAAAGGUUCGGCGAGUUCGUCGGCAACACGUCGUAUAAGACCGACAGCGAGAAGUACGGCUGGUCCUUCGUGUUCUUGCCCAUGCUGUCCAUGCGGCAGCAGCGCGAGAUUCAGCAGGCGGUGGCAGGCAUGGAGUGGUGGCUGCCCGUGGAGGGAGCGUACUGGCGGCGACCAGAAGGCCCAACGACCGACGUAUUCCGAGACGGGAGGGGGAACCAUCCCGCGACUCAUGUGUCCUGGAACGACGCGAAAGCGUACUGCCGUUGGAGGGGCGGCCGACUGCCCAGCGAGGCGGAGUGGGAGCGUGCCGCUCAGGGCGACCCGGUAGAAGCAGCAGGCGAGGGCGAGGGCGAGGGCGAGGAAAGGGGGAGGGCAGUGCCGCGGUACCCGUGGGGAGAUGAUCUUACGCCGGAGGGCCAGCACCGCGCGAACAUAUGGCAGGGCACGUUUCCGACCCUCAACCUGGCAGAGGAUGGUUUCCCCUACACGUCCCCCGUGGACGCCUUCCCUCCGCAGAACUCCCUGGGUCUGAGAGAUGCCGUCGGCAACGCGUGGGAGUGGGUAGAGGACUGGUGGACCCCCGAUCGCUCCAAGUACAAGCAGAACAAUCCACGGGGCCCCAAAAGGGGUACGGAGAAGACCAAGAAGGGGGGGUCUUUCCUGUGCCACCACACUUACUGCUACAGGUACCGUCCGGCCGCCCGCACCAAGUCCGAUGUCGACAGCGGCACCUCGAAUCAAGGCUUCCGUUGCGCCGCGGACGUUCCGAAGACGGCGCCGCGGUCAGGCGGCGGCGGCGCCGGGGGGGGGGCAGCGAACAAUGACGGCAAGGCCGAAAGAAGUGGCGACGAUGGUGAUGAUCAUGCCCACCCAGGAAGAGACGGAGAGCUGUGACGUAGCUGCUGCGACGCGAAUGUGUAUUUUUGGGCUGGUUGGUGUGAUUGUUGUGUCGAUAUUUUGCGUCCCCAAACCAAAACUAAAAACCAACAGGUUGUUAAUUGAGCUCGGUUGUUGUCGAUGGUUGGUUGUGUGUUGCUCUGUGAUGCUGGUUGGGAAGAAAAACAUGUACACGAGCGCACAGCAGUGGCAGUUACUCUUCUUCUCGUUGUGGGCAGGGAUGGAAUCGUAGUAUCGCAGAAGAGAAAGGUAAACAGUGGCGUGUGACUGAUCCGCUUGCCUACCAGAUGGGUCUGGCUCAGAGAAUCCCGUGCAUGCACGGAGUUGUGCUUGGUGUCGCAUAUAUAUGUUGGAGUGCGACCCACGCGUGUGGUUUUGGUGUCGGUCCUACGGCCGGUCGAGGGUGAAAAUAAAAAUGUCCACAAAGAAGAACAUUGGCCUAUCUGCAUCGUGAGAAUGAGAGGAAGGGAAAGAAGGAAGUGAUAUGAUGGCGGAGGGGACAGGCGCACUCGAUUGCGGCGCCAAUGCUUUCGAGCCACGCACAUGGUUACCCGGCAGAAAUAUGGUAAAACAUGGAUGGUGGAUCGUUGGAUGUUUCCUUUGUCGAGGCGGAUGGUGAUGGAGGUGUGCUCUGGAUACCACCCCCGAAAACCGGCACUUGCCGUCUUGUUUAUCACGGUCUCUGACGUUGGGACAAUGGAUAGCAUUGGUUGGUGAGUAGGGGUUAUCGGAGCAACAUUGAUUCAUGUCUGUUACUGUCGUUGCUUACAAGCGAGACAAGGCCUUUUGUGAUGAAUGUGGCGUGUCUGACUUCGUCUACAUGUUCGACAACGGGGGUCGGGGGGCAAGGUUGCGCCAAGAAUCUUCAACACGAGGGCGUCACAAAGUUGGAGCUCCACAAUUGUUCAUGAUAUGGCGGCGAACCAACGACGCCGGGUUUCCUGGUUGUGUGUGUGUAUGCCGCGUCCUUGCUCCGAAGCUCGCAACGCUUGGCGACCGCAGUGGUCGUCUCGACCGUAGGAGGUCUCGGUAUUAGGACUAUUUUCCAGCGGUUGCCUCUUCAGCAGCCCACUCUACGCUUGCUGAAUCUGGCGAUGAUUUUUCUUUUUUUUUCCAAGUAUGCAUUCCGGUUCUCUCUUCCCAGCUCGCUCCCGCUUCGUGUCCGGCGGCCGCUUCGGGAACGGGUGCUUCCUCCUGUCGUGUAGGCGAGACAUGUAGUAUUUAUUGUUGGAUGGCACUUUGGAAGCCGCACGCAUCAUCAAGAUUUGCGGGGAGAAGGGUGACGUUGACAUGGUGCUCCAGGAAAGCUUAUCGUUAAGUGCUUGGCCGUUAUACCCGACACGCACGUAACUCGU
Messenger RNA from Ectocarpus sp. CCAP 1310/34, 2725 nucleotides. The record is from the annotation of a GenBank genome assembly. NCBI's taxonomy places the organism in Eukaryota, Phaeophyceae, Ectocarpales, Ectocarpaceae.